AUGAGUAACCAUGUUCGUGGGCGCUGCGCGCCAGCAGCCGCAAUGUUGGCAACACUACCGGUGACCGUUACCGGCGCUCGGCGCAGGCGAGCUCGGUCGUCCGCGUCACUCUCGUCACUCUUCGUGUUCAACGAGUACACCACAGCUCCGUGUUUGCGUUUGCUCUACUCGCUCGUCCCUCGUGUUGCUCAUUCUAUUGACUGUCGUCGUCCAGUCUGUGAUUCGAUUGUGAAUCGUAAAGCUCAUAACCACCAGCUCCGUGUAGUUUUACCUACUCUCAUAUACUUCGCGUCCACGUGCGCAGCCGACCGCUCGUUGCUCCAUGACACAACGGGGCUUCCGCUCGCAUCCGUGGUCCAGUUCAGCAGCUCAGCAUCUACAGUCCAUCAGCUCAAGACACCAGCCAGGGAGGCAGCUCAGUCGUGUAUUAGUAACAUAAAGGACGUAGAACGGGAUGCUCGAGCCAAGGAGCGAACGAUACUGCGUCGAGAUGGUGUAGUGGCCAGGAUUCGCCAUAUUCAUCAACUGGCUACUAGUUCAGCAACUAACCAGGCUGUUCGGCCUCAGUUAGCUGUUGCUAUUCAGGACCUGGAUGCAUUGUGGGCCAGUUUUGAGGUAGAAAAUAAUGAUUUGUUGUCAAUCCUAUCUAAUUUGAAUUUGCUGACAGAGUUUCCAGUAGGGUUGGAUGUUGAGAUCCGAUCUUACGUUCUCUGUGGUUUCUGUGAUGCUUCCGAGAAGGGAUAUGCGGCUGUAGCGUAUCUCCGCGUGACUGAUCCGUCCGGAGCUACGGCCACAUACCUCCUGGGUGCUAAAACCAAGCUAGCCCCAAUGAAGACCAUGACGAUACCACGACUGGAGUUAAGUGGUGCAUUGCUCCUUGCAUCAUGGUUGGCCAGGCUCAAGCGCAUUUUGGAGUUCCAGUUGGGAAUUUCUGAUGUCUUCGCGUGGUCUGAUUCGUCCAUAGUUUUAUCGUGGUUGAACAUCCCGCAUACGUCAUUCAAGACGUUCGUGUCGAACCGGAUAUUUCAGAUCCAGUCCGCAGUACCUGGUUGCUGCUGGCAACAUGUGCGUUCCGAGGAUAAUCCGGCUGACUGCGCGUCUCGAGUCGAAGCUUGGUCUCAGGAAAUCCCACAGUUACAAUUGGAAGAGCUGCCGGAAGUAAAACCAGUGUGUUUAUUGACUCGUGAAGAUCCUCCAGUCGAAUGGUUUAUUCGGUUCUCCUCCUUUCAUCAGAUGAUCCGCGUAGUAGCUCAGGUACGUCGGUUCAUUCGGUUGUGUCAAAAGAGAAAGGUUGAGUUAGGGUUUUUGAAACAAUCUGAAUUGGAUGAGGCUAUGCUCGUGAUCGUUAGGAGCGCUCCGGAAUGCUAUUUGAGUCAGCUAGUAGUUGGCCUGCGUCGGGGGAGCCCGGUCCAGUCCAAGGCGUUAGCCCGCCUGUGCCCGUUCUUGGAUUCAGACGGCAUAAUCCGCGUUGGCGGACGGAUGCAGAACUCCAAUUGGUCGGAGAGAAGAAAGCAUCCUAUGCUAGUCCCGAAAGAGUCUCACUUAGCGGUUCUGAUUACACGUCAUUGGCAUCUUUAUGCAUGUCACGCUCGACCGCGGUUGCUCAUCGCUCUCGUUCAGCAGCGAUUUUGGGUCAUCGGCGUUCGCCUGAUAGUUCAUCGGGUGAUUCGCAAAUGCGUGUUAUGUGCGAAAAUGUCGGCUAAUCAUCCCCAACCCAUCAUGGCUGCUCUGCCAGGAUUCCGGGUCCGAGAAGCUCAUCCGUUUUCAAUAGUCGGCAUAGAUUACGCGGGUCCCUUACAGAUGAAGGAACUCAGUCUGCGAAAGGCGCGCAUCGUAAAGGUUUACAUUGCGGUUUUUGUCUGUAUGACCACCAAAGCGGUGCACCUAGAACCAGUGUCUGCUCUCUCGACUGAGGCCUUCUUGUUGACUCUAGAUAGAUUCGUUGCUCGCCGUGGCCUACCGUCGUCCAUCUAUUCUGAUUGUGGCACCAAUUUUGUUGGUGCGGCGAGGCAGCUGCGUCUUUUGGUCAACAAUCCGGAUAGUAGAGAUCAGUUGUCAGGUCAUAUAGCGUGCGAAUGGCAUUUCAACCCUCCUGGUGCUCCCCAUUUUGGAGGAAUUUGGGAAGCCGCCGUUAAGUCGGCGAAGUCAUUGCUUGUUCGUGCAAUGGAUUCCCAAAUUUGGACCUUGGAAGAGUUCACAACGGUGUUGUGUAGGGUAGAGGCUGCCUUGAAUUCGCGUCCCCUAGUACCAGCAUCAUCCGACCCAAAUGAUUUAGAAUGUUUGACGCCCGGUCACUUUUUGAUUGGUCGUCCUCUGUUGUCAAUCCCAGAACCUGUUAGUACCAGUGCACAAGUGGGACUGCAGACUCGCUGGAAGCUCCUCCAGCAGUCUUUCCAGUUCUUUUGGCGACGUUGGUCUCGAGAGUAUUUGAACACCCUCCAAGCUCGUGGUAGGUGGACGAAGGCUGAUACCAAUCUCGAAGUUGGUACCAUGGUUAUCGUCAAGGUUAAUGACGCGCCCCCGCUAUCGUGGCCAUUAGGAAGAAUUAUUGAGGUGUAUCCAGGAACCGAUAAGGUGGUACGGGUAGCUAAAGUUAUUACCAAACAGGGGGUGUUUACUAGACCGGUGGUGAAACUAGUACCUCUCCCCACAGAUCCGUAG
This is a messenger RNA of Acyrthosiphon pisum (pea aphid), 2661 nucleotides long. RefSeq lists its product as uncharacterized. The transcript has 5 exons. Gene Ontology annotation, molecular function: nucleic acid binding. NCBI's taxonomy places the organism in Eukaryota, Metazoa, Arthropoda, Insecta, Hemiptera, Aphididae. Gene Ontology annotation, biological process: DNA integration. Bases 1 to 2661 code for a protein of 886 amino acids. The record is from RefSeq and is a predicted model, not a curated record.